Molecule: messenger RNA, 276 nt
Organism: Mucor velutinosus
Lineage: Eukaryota; Fungi; Mucoromycota; Mucoromycetes; Mucorales; Mucoraceae
Exons: 3
Coding region: 1-276 (91 amino acids)
Source: RefSeq, a predicted model, not a curated record
AUGCUUAAAAUUACUACCUUUUUAUUAUUUUUGUUUGUAGCGCUCAUCUCUGCUACCAAUGUUGAUUACAUUAUAGCCUUGAAAGCACCAGUGACAGAUAAAACGUAUAAAGAAGCAAGAGCUGAUGUACAGUCUGCUGGUGGUAAGAUCACUUAUGAAUUCCGUGCUGCAUUCAAGGCUGUUCUCGUAUCCUUACCAUCCGAACAUGUAAGCAUUCUGAGCUCAAAGCCCUAUGUCGAAUUCAUGGAAGAAGAUAAAUCUGUUCACAUCGCCUAA